AUGUUGGUCCAUAUAGUGCUUCAAAUAAUUUUAGGUAUUUGUCCCACAUUUUGGGGAAAGUUGCCAUGAAUGAUGCAGGAUGGGAGUGGACAGCAGGGACCUCAGGAAGGGACAGGACAUGCUGAGAUUUAUGCUUUGGGAAGAUCCACUCUGGCUGUUGGGUGGAGAACAGAUUGUAGGGAAAUGGGUUGGUAAACAGGGAGACCGGCUCGGGGACUGUUGCAGUUGUCCCAGUGAAAGGUGAUGACAGUCUGAACCAGGGAUGUGCAGAGGAGUAGGAAGGAGGGGACAAUUGUGAGGAGUCAUCCAGAGGUGGAAUUUGAUGGGACCUAGAAACCAGUGGCGUGGGGAUCGGGGGACAGGAGUCUGGGAUGCCUGGGAAGAUGGAGGUGGCAUGACAGAGGCAGGGAGCCGGGUGGAGGCUAAGGUCAGGUUGAAAGGGCAGGAUAAGCAAAGCAGUUCUUGCUGGGGCCAAAGGGUUUGCCUCCAGGUUUAGCAAUGAUGCUGUGAGGUUCAUUGCCUGUUAAAUAAUAGCAAACCCACACUUUAAAUUAAAUUAAAAUGCUUUUAGUUUAGCUCUUCUAAGUGGACCCACACAUGUAUUCUCUACUAGUUAUUACUGAGAAUGACUAAGUAUUAUAAUUGAGCUGAAAAUAAUCUGCCGCCCAUACUUGCUGGGUUGGUUACUAAGUAUUGCUUGGGGUUUUAAGCAGUGAAACAAAGUUGUGCUCUUUCCAAAUGUUAAUUUUGAGGACUGCAGAUGGUGACCAUCUGUUCCACGACUAGCAUUUUACAAUAUUUGAUUACUACUUUAUAUAGUUUGGGAAAACCUGCCAGGGGAGUCUGCCCGUCAGGUUGGGGACUUUGGUGGUAUGUCCUCAAGGUUGCCCUUGAAGGUCUUGGCCGCCAUUCUGUGGGGUUCCCCUCUGUUUGCUGGGCUCAAGGGUGGCCAGUCAGCCUGGCAAAUCGGUGAUUCAUAGCAGGAGGAACUUGAGGAGCCCUGUCUUGUCCAGACUUCCUCAGAGCUGGAACCGUCAGAAGCUCAUCAUGGGAGAAUCUGGAACUGCCUUCAGUCUAGAGCCGUACUUCCAGGAUUCAAAUCCCAGCUCUCCUUUAUCAGCUGUGUGAUCGUGGGGGCAGAGGGUCUUGGGAAUGGCCCCGCUGCCGGGGGCAGAGCUGGUCCAGAGGCCGCUGCAGCUCUACCGCUACUUGCUGCGCUGUUGCCGGCAGCUGCCGACCAAGGGCAUCCGGGAGCAUUACAAACACGCGGUCAGGCAGAGUUUCCGGGUUCAUUCGGAUGAAGACAACCCUGAGAGAAUCCAGCAGAUUAUUAAGCGAGCCAUUGAAGAUGCCGAUUGGAUCAUGAACAAAUAUAAAAAACAAAACUGAGAACCCAGGGCCCAGCGAGUAAAGCCUUCCUGAAGACAUCUGAAGUUGGGAGAUCUCCCUUCUGGAACUCAGCAGCAGCAGCAGCAGUUCUGGAAUAUUCAUCGGCCUUAUUGGCUGAAAGACCAAGAAAUCCCGGGGAGGGAGAAGCUGCCCUUUUGCUCAGAAGGCUCUUCUUGCCACAGUCAUGUUUCCAGCGUCCUUUAUGUUCGCUCUUCCCGCCACUCACGAUGUGAAAUUAGGAGAGAAUAUGGUGUUUUUUUGUUUUUUCUCUGUGUUUUUUAUUUUUGUUUUUUUGUUUUUUUACUUUGCUCUGAAAGUGAUUCAUUUAUUCUGGAGGUCUCUUUACCAUUCUCUGAGCCCCAGUGCAGACGUCCCGUCGGGGGGCAGCGUGUACAGAAGGAAGAGGAUGGGGCUUAGAAGCAGACAGAUCUGGAUUUGAGCCCCCACUCGGGGGCAUGUCACAGGUAUUGCCUUCGAGCUCAGUUUCCUCCUCUGUGAGGAUCCAGUGAGAUGAAGUUGAAGUGCCUAUCACAGGAUUUGGAACAUGGUAGCACCAGUCAGUGUCCCCUCUGGGGAAGCCACCCUACGCGGCCCCUCGUCUGCGCCAGCACCCACCGCGUCGGGGCUCAGCUGUCUGUCUGUGGCUUGCCCCGCCCUGCGUGUAGCCCCCGAGCCCUCCCAGCUGUGCCAUGCCCAGCCGUCUGCCAAGGAUCUGCUCUUCCUGCCGGCUGCCUCUCCAUGCCCAGGCGGUCCUUGCCUUCAAGGAGUUUAUCGUGUUCUUGAGUUCGUAGUGUCCUUGAGGUGAAACACACACUACGUGGAGCAGGGGAGACGGCCAGCGCUGAGGCUGUAGAUGCUGCCUGUUCAGGCCUCUGUGAACCUGUGAUCUGUCUCAAUGGCCCUUCCCUGUGUUGCCACCACCAUGGAAGAACAGCAGGGAGGGACAGAAAGAGCACAGGUUCUGGGAGAACUGGCCAGAGCGGGUAGAGCAGCCAGAAGAUGCAGAAGAGAAGCCACACUGGGCCUGGAGUAUUCCCCAGGGCACUCAGCCAAGGGAUAAGCUAUUGUGUGUUUGUGUCUUUGCAAUUAUGUGACUUAAAGUGACUCAGAUACAUCCACAUGUAUGUAUGUAUGCAGCUAACAAUGAAGUAAACCUAUCAAUUUGUGAAA
Microcebus murinus (gray mouse lemur) is the source of this 2559-nucleotide messenger RNA. NCBI's taxonomy places the organism in Eukaryota, Metazoa, Chordata, Mammalia, Primates, Cheirogaleidae. The record is from RefSeq and is a predicted model, not a curated record.